This is a messenger RNA of Zasmidium cellare ATCC 36951, 1050 nucleotides long. RefSeq lists its product as uncharacterized. The coding region runs from base 1 to 1050 and encodes 349 amino acids. The record is from RefSeq and is a predicted model, not a curated record. The transcript has 4 exons. NCBI's taxonomy places the organism in Eukaryota, Fungi, Ascomycota, Dothideomycetes, Mycosphaerellales, Mycosphaerellaceae.
AUGGCGACCGCAGGACAAGGAUUGGCAGCUCAAGGUCCUCCAUAUCCUCCACAACACCAAGGCUUGGGAGGCCGGCCGACGAUUCUCCCAGAUGUACCUAUCAGCGCAGUCUUCCUUGCGUUGUUCACCCUCGGUGCGGUAGGACAUAUGGGGUUGUUCCAGAUCAAUAUGCGGAAACGACACAAGAAGUUCGCGUUCAAUGCUGCGACUUUCGGUUUCUGCCUCACAAGAAUCGUCGCAACCUCACUCCGAAUCGCAUGGGCCUAUCAUCCAACUAACAUAAGUCUCGCCAUGGCCGCGCAGAUCUUCGUCUACGCCGGCGUGCCCAUCCUCUUCAUCACGAACCUCUUCUUCAUCGAGCGCAUCGUCCGAGCGCAACAUCCACGAUUCGGCUGGUCGAAGCCCUUCUCCAUCUGGCUGCCCAUCUUCGUCGGUAUCCAGAUCAUCACAAUCUUCGCCCUGAUAACCGCUGUUGUCGUUCAGUUUUACAAGCCGGAUGAACUGUCUCAAAGGUGGACUAGAGGCGUCCAACUCUACGGCGCAACACUCUUCGGCCUCGCUGCGAUUCUCCCGAUCCCCAUGGCGCUCGUCUCAUGGGUUGCGAAGACACACCCCGAGUUAAAGGAAGUCCCCACGGACAACUUCGGCGAAAAAGGCUCCAUCCUCACCAAAACCCUCCUCCUCCUCGUGACCGCAGUCCCCCUCUCCCUCGGAGCCUGGUACCGCGCCACAACCUCCUACCUCGACCCCCUCCCCUCCGCGAACCCAACCCCCUGGUACUUCUCCAAAGCGGCCUUCUACACCUUCAACUUCACCAUCGAAAUCCUCGUCGUGCUCUUCUGGCUCGGGAUCCGCAUCGACAGAUUCUUCAUCGUGCCCGACGGCUGCAAGGGACCGUAUUCCUACGGCAACGGCACGGUCUUCGCGGGCGAGUAUGGGAAUGAGAAACCGGCGUUGACGUACGACUCGCGGAGGAAUUUGAAUUCGGACUCGCAGUCUCGAAGGGAUCAAGGCCUCUUUUCAAUGCUCUUGAUGUUGCACGACACCUGA